UUUCUAACUGCCGUUUCAGAAACUUCCUGUCUUCACACGGUGCGAGAACGUUUGGCAUCAUUUCUGAACACCAGUCAGUAUUUGAACGUGCACGCGUCGUUCACAUAUCAAAAUGUCAUCCCCAGAAGUUGAGCGGUUUGAAGUAACCGAUCGGGAUUUGGAAGAUGCCUUUGCACCUCGAGUUUUUCGCCAAUCAAAGAACCAAGCGAUAUAUGGUAUAUGGGCAGAAAAAGAGGACGAAGAAGAGGAAGAGAGGCCAAGUUUUGGGGGAGGUAAAAGGAAAAAAGAUUAUACUGCACCUGUUAAUUUCAUUAGUGGUGGAUUCAAGAGAGAACUGAAGAAAGAUGACAUGACUGGGAGUGAUUCCAAUGAUUCCGGUGCCUCCAUUACCAUGAAAUCAAAGCAUGCCAAAAGACCCUUUGCAUCAAAGGGUGGAAUGAGUAAACAAGCUACACCCCAUUUUCUUAAAGGACACCAUGAAACUAGAGAAUUUGGUGAUUGGGAAAAACACACACGAGGUAUUGGGCAGAAAAUAUUACAAAGGAUGGGUUACAAACCUGGUGAGGGUUUGGGAUCUGAAGGUCAGGGCAUCACAACUCCAGUGGAAGCAGUUAAGAGAAGAGGCAAAGGAGCUAUUGGUUACCAUGGAACUGAAAGGUCAUCAAGAUCUCUGGCUGAUUUCCCUGUGGUUGAUUCAGAGGAUGAGGAUGAGAAGAAAUUUCAGGAAGAACUUCACCAAUGGAAGCGUACAGAGACUAAAGCAAAGAAACCGAAAUAUGUGUACAAAACUGCUCAAGAAGCUAUUGAUGGGGGUCAAGGUCGCAAGAAGAAGUCUUUUGAUAUGAAAGCAAGCAAGGUGAAGGUUAUUGACAUGACUGGACGUGAGCAGCGUGUCUUGACUGGUUAUCAUGCCAUUUCCCACCGCCAUGACAAACCAGAUGAAGAAGAGGUUGUUUACACUGAUGAGAAACAGAUACGAGUGUUUGACAUGCCAGAAUUGCUACACAACCUCAAUUUAUUGGUUGACAUGUCAGAAGAAGAUAUUAUCUUGAAUGACAGAAAACUCAAACAUUCAAAAGAUUCAGUGAUCAACAUAGAGCAUGAAAAGAAGCGUUUAGAUGCUGUGUGUGAUGAUGAAGAAAAGCAUCUUGAGAAACUGUCAAAAUUGUUGGAAGUUAUUGAAGAUUGCGAAAAAAGAACACAACCAAACUGUGAGGUGCCCAUCACUUUGGAUGAAUGUGUGGAUGUGUUCAAGAUGAUGCAGAAAGACUAUUAUGAGGAAUACAAAUUGUAUGACAUGGACGCGUUGGCUAUAGCGUUGGUCUUCCCACUAAUGAAGGCUUUCUUUGCACCUUGGGAACCACUGAGUGAACCAGGCUAUGGCUUCAACACAGUCCAGGAGUGGAGGGUGUUGCUGGAGGAGCCUGGCGGUCAGCAUCAUGACAUCAACGACAUGGACACCUACCAACGACUUCUCUGGGACACCUGGCUGCCUCCAAUCCGCAGCGGCAUCUUGCGGUGGAAUGUUCGAAACUACGACCCUCUGGUCUGCGUUCUGGAGACUUGGCAACCAGCCUUGCCCCGAUGGAUCAUGGAGAACAUCCUUGAUCAACUUGUGUUGCCACGGUUACUACAGGAAGUUGAAGCAUGGAAUCCUCUCACAGACACAAUGCCUGUACAUGCAUGGAUCCAUCCUUGGCUUCCUCUGAUGGGUGACAAAUUGGAGCCCCUUUAUGCUCCCAUCAGACAUAAGCUUGCUAAUGCUUUAGUGAAUUGGCAUCCAUCUGAUGCCUCAGCGAAAAUCAUUCUUCAGCCAUGGCUUCGGGUGUUCAAGCAGGGACACAUGGACGCAUUCCUGGUCAAAAACAUUUUACCGGAGUUGGGCCAGGCUAUUCAGGAGCUGAUCAUCAAUCCCCAUCAACAGGUUCUGAAUCCAUGGAGAUGGUUCAUGGCUUGGUACGGCAUCCUUCCAACACAGCAUCUCAUAUCUGUGUUGGAAAAAGCCUUCUUUCCACGAUGGCUUCAGGUGUUAUGUGGCUGGCUGAGCAAUAUGCCAAACUUUGACGAAAUCACCAAAUGGUAUCUUGGAUGGAAGGCACAGUUUCCCGAGGAGAUGAAAUCCCAUACAGUGAUUAAAGAACAGUUUAACAAAGCCCUUGAGAUAAUGAAUCAGUCAGUGUCGGGACACUUCCAGCCAGGCGUGCGUGAAAAUAUGGCGUACUUCACCCACACCGAGCGCCGUCAGAUGGAUGUACAACCACCAGUGCAGCCUCCACCGUCACAGACACAAGCUCAGGCAGAGACAAUGCAAGCUGUUCGGAGCAUCAACCCAUCCGUGCCAACAAGCUUCAAGGACUUGCUUGAAAGAAAAGCUAAUGAUAAUAACAUUUUGUUCAUGCCCAUUGCCGGCAAAUCUCAUGAAGGACAUCAAGUGUAUCGUUUCGGCAACCUUCAGAUCUAUUUGGAUCGCAGCGUUGUGUUUAUGUACACUGGGAACACGCAGAGCUGGGUACCUGUGUCACUGCAACAUCUAAUAGACAAUGCAAUUCGAUGAAAGUGUAGAGUUUUAUGUGGCUGUUUUGCGACACAUAACUCUUAUUUGUCGCGAGUGACAUGUUGCAUUUGUGGAUACAGGUGGAUGUGAAUAUUGAUACUUUAGGGCCAUUGUUUCAGCAAAUUGAGGACAAUGUUUUACUGUGAGUGGUGUCCUUAUAUUGUUUGAGACAAGUCAUGGAUGACAAAUCAUACUUCCAUUUCAUGAUCUUGUUAAGUUUCCACCACUAUCUAUGCUUAUAGUUGUAUAAACAACAAUUAAAAGAUGUUGACAUGAAA
Messenger RNA from Haliotis rubra (blacklip abalone), 2832 nucleotides. RefSeq names its product tuftelin-interacting protein 11-like. Gene Ontology annotation, cellular component: U2-type post-mRNA release spliceosomal complex. Gene Ontology annotation, biological process: spliceosomal complex disassembly. Gene Ontology annotation, molecular function: nucleic acid binding. NCBI's taxonomy places the organism in Eukaryota, Metazoa, Mollusca, Gastropoda, Lepetellida, Haliotidae. The record is from RefSeq and is a predicted model, not a curated record. The transcript has a single exon. The coding region runs from base 113 to 2554 and encodes 813 amino acids.